Messenger RNA from Hirundo rustica (Barn swallow), 990 nucleotides. RefSeq names its product UBX domain protein 1 (gene UBXN1). Lineage: Eukaryota; Metazoa; Chordata; Aves; Passeriformes; Hirundinidae. Gene Ontology annotation, molecular function: protein binding. The record is from RefSeq and is a predicted model, not a curated record.
GACGCCGGGCGCCGCCAUGAUGGCGGCGGGCGGCGGAGCCGAGCCCGGCCGGGCCUUGGAGGCGCUGCUGGAGAUGGGAUUCGGUGCCCGGCGCGCGGCGAAGGCGCUGGCGCUGACCGGGAACCGCGGGGUGGAACCGGCCAUGGACUGGCUCGUGGCUCACGAGGACGACCCCGACUCGGACUCGGACGCUGAACUCCCCCCGGGUUUGGGGGCGGUGCUGGGGGGGCCCCGGCAGCCGCCGGAGGAGGACGAGACCCAGAGGCUGCUGACGGAGGCGGGGCAGGAGCGGGAGCGGCGGCGCCGGGGGCAGGAGCUGGCCACAGCUCGGGAGCGGCACCGGGACGAGGAGCGGCGCCGAGCGGCCGAGGAGCGGCGCCGGGACCGGGCCGAGGAGCGCGCGGCGCGGCAGAGAGUGCGGGAGAAGAUCGAGCGGGACAAGGCGGAGCGAGCGCAGAGGGUGAGCGGGAUCCCCGGGGACCUGGGGGAAAAUCCCGAGGGAUCCGGGGAUCCCGGGAGAUCGAGGGGCGGGGCUGGGAUCCGGUUUGGGGUCCCAGCUCCCCCCUUUGGCCCCCAGUUCGCCCCGGUGCCCCCGGAGCCGUCGCCGGUGCCGCCCCGGGAGCCGCCGGCGCCGCGGGAGUACGAGCAGUGCCGGAUCCAGGUGCGGCUGCCGGACGGGCGGGCGCUCACCCAGAGCUUCCAGGCGCGGGAGCCGCUGGCGGCCGUGCGGCUCUUCGUGGAGCUGCACCGGGGCACCGGGAGCGGCCCCGGGAGCGGCCCCGGGAGCCCCCCCGAGCCCUUCAGCCUCCGCACGGCCUUUCCCCGGCGCCUCUUCACCGAGGAGGACAUGGAGAAACCGCUGCAGGAGCUGGGCCUGGUUCCGUCUGCUGUCGUCAUCGUGGCCAAAAAAGAGGGGAGCUGAGGGCGCCAGGACUCACCUCCCCCCCCCCAAAACCCCAAAUAAACUCUCCAAAAAAACCCACCAACAAA